AUGGGAGAAUGGCAGGUGGAACUAUAUGAGCACGGCAACGUACGGGCAGCUCAGUACCGCACGUUGUUUGAGCAUCUCCGGGACCAGAUGUGGCGCCCUGAGGCCCCUGAGGUGAAGCCGACGACUGAGUUUUCAGCAGAUUUUCCUGCGAAACUAGAGAUCUGUGAGGAUGCAGUAUCUACUUUGGAGGAGCAAGCAACAGCGCG
Amoebophrya sp. A25 is the source of this 206-nucleotide messenger RNA. NCBI's taxonomy places the organism in Eukaryota, Dinophyceae, Syndiniales, Amoebophryaceae. The record is from the annotation of a GenBank genome assembly.